CUCAGUUUAUGGAAGAAAAACCGGAUCAUUUUGCUGCUCGGGACUAUAACAUGGUAUUUCAAGCAUUAUUCCUGUUGAUGAAAGAAUACCUUUCCCCUGUCAAGGCAAAGCUAAAAGAGCGCAAUUACCAGACAGAAUGGGUGAACAAGAUAAAUCGAUUCAGACCAUUAGUGCAAGCUCUAUUUACCAAACAUAACAACGAUGAUGGAGGUGCAUGUCAUCGAGAAGCAAGGAGAGAGUGGAACCGCAUUACGCUUUUAAAGCUAUUUAUAGACAACAUGUUUGGAUUCGAAACAACAGAAAGAACCGUCGAAGAUCUAAUAGCUGAGCAAUACUUGCGUUUCUGGCGGUACAUUGAUGAUGCCAAAUCAUUAAUGGAUGCAACUGAAGGAAAAUCAUUCGAAAUCAUUGAACAAUUUCUGGUUCAGAGCUGCAGGUCGGCAUUCCAGAAGGUUUAUAGAAUAAGUGCACGAUUGGAAUGCUUCAAAUGCAAGGCCUCACCGCGUUUGCUACUACCAUGCAAAGAUGUUGUUUGCAAUUCUUGCUAUGCUGAAUUGUCAUCUGAAAAAUGUCCUAAAUGCGGGAAGAGCUUUAAUCAACUAAAACCAGAGAUGUUUUUUGAGAAAAGCGAAGAGAAAGCCUUGAUGUUAAAAUAUUUAAAGACACUUCAGUUCUUUCUGAUGGAUAUUGUUUCACAAAUGUGUUUUCGUGAACACAAACCGCCAUCUGAUGAUGUUGUGCAAAAGCUGACAAAAUAUGUAUCUCAUUCUGACACUGGUGAAAAGCAAGUCUUUUUCGUUUUUAACGUGGGAUUACAAAGAGAGGAUAUGUAUGUCUUUCGACGAAGUUUACUAAAGGACAUUCUUCUUGCAAGAACAAGUUUUUCCGACAAAGACAUGAAGCUUUACUUUUUGAACAUCUUGCAAACAUCCAAACAAACAACAACGGAACUGUUAGACUUGCUUCUUCUUUUCCUCCAUACUGCAGAGGAAAUGUACAUGCAGCAGCUAUGUGUAUCGAACAAUGAUAAAACUCAAAAAGCCACUGACAUGAUGAGGGAAACAAUCAAAGAGAUUCAGCAAUCUGACCUAUUUCCCAAAACACAAGAAAAACAGACAGGUUUAGAACUAUUAACUGAUACAUCUAGGCAACAUCAACCUAUAGACAACGUUGAUAUUCUGAAAGUAUUGACGAUUGCGAAAUGCAAAGUUGGUCUUUGUAUAACGGCAGACAUACUGCAAAAAAUAGCUUCCGACGAACUGAAGCUUGAAGAUGUAUCAAAUAUUGUUUGCGUUGCACGCGACAUGUGUAAAAGUUUUCCUUCAAACUGGCCUAGGAAAUACCUCACAAAAUAUAUGUGUCGUCGUUUUGGUACGGUCCUACAUGAAUUCGUUUGCCAUUCUGGUGACCCAAGACUUUCUUGGAUAGUGGUUGACAUGGAAGGGGUUGUACUGAUACAAGACCGGUACAGAAUAUGCGGACAAGAAUAUCUCAGAAUGUUUGAUCGAGUGUCUUCAUGCUUGGCUAAACGGCCGAGCAAGGAAUAUGCAAUAAUAGAGAAGACACAACACCAUCCUUUAGCAGAAGAAAUGGUCAGCGAAAACGACAGUUUAGAAAGUAACUGUUCAGGCGCAAAGAUGCUCGCAUCUCACACAAGCAAUGAAAACAGAACAUUCCAGGAUGCUUUUCCUGACAUCAGUCCAAAGAGUGAGAUUUUUCUCCAGUUGGCAGUUCAAAGAGUUAUUUCAGUUUCAAGUGGGAAUUCACUUCAAGUCGACAAAGAGGCAAAAGAAGCAUUCCUAGACUUUGUCCAAAAGAGUUCAUAUCAAUCCAAGGAACAACUUGUACAUUUACUUGGAAAUGAAUAUUUGAUCUCACGGCACGUGACAAAAAAAAACAAGGAUACAUACACAGAUCCACCCCUUCUUAAUUUAGUUGUGCAUUUUGCUGCCGUGCUUGGGUCUUUACAGGAACAAGAAAACAUAACCUACUUUCUUUACAUGCUUUGCUCACAGCCUGAAAUGAUAUCACGCGAUCGCAAUGUUCUCUUUCCGACGAUGCCGCAGGAUGACAAAGAAGAGGUUUAUCGAGCUCUACAAAUGGAAGAAACAUUGUCAGAAAAUCUGACAUUUUAUCGCUGUCCAAAUGGUCAUGCAUAUGCAAUUGGAAACUGCGGGCGUCCAUGGGUUAAAUCAAAAUGCUGGUGUGGACAAACGAUAGGUGGUGUUCUACAUCAGAGAGCGGACGGCAACACACCAAUUGAAAAUAUGGAAGAUACAACUUUACCAGGACAUAUAAUAGGUGAAGCAGAGGAACGAGUCUUAGUCAUUCCUGAAAGAGAUUUGACAGCUUCUAAGUUUGCUAUUGAAAGGCUGUUUCUACAUUUGGCUUUACUUCAGGGUUCCAGCAAAAACAAAAAGGCCAUAGAGGACACUAUCAAUCCAACAGUUGAAAAUGUUGAGCUAUUCCUUUGGAAGCACAUUCAGAAGGAUAUAGACGAUAUAAAGACCUGUACAAUGUUCAGCUUUGACGAUACGAUGAAUUUACUUCACAUGAUAAUUGAUUAUAUCAUGAACAACGAGGCUAAAGGUCUCGUAGACAAUGGCAAUGACACUUUACUGCGAACAAAACAAGGUCGGCGUUUGUGGGAAAACACUUUUGCCGAAGUUUUCAUUUCACCAAUAUUCAAGGAUAUUGAGACGAAACUAGAAGAAUUAAACAGAGAAUUGUCUAUUCAAGAUCCCUUCCUCCGUGUGGUGCACGAAUUGGACGAUACUGAUGAUACCGUUCAGUCAAACAGUUUACACGAUAUGGCUUUGGCUUGGAAAUUCAGCGUCCCUGUGUCAUUGGGCCAUAUGAAACAAGAACUUGAAAAACACAUAGAUUGCAACAAAGAAAUGACUGAAACUCAUAUAAGAAUUCUAAAAGAAUUCAUUGAGAAGGAACCGUUCCUGAAAAUGAUUAAACACGUGCCUGACAUAAUGGAACUACAAAGAUUACUUUUGGAAAAGUUUCAAAUGAAGAUAGACAAAACAACGUCGGCUAAACUUAUGAUCAAGGACAUUGAAGAAGAUGAUAUUAAACAGUUGGUACCAACAUUCGCCCUGGUAUGGAAAAAGACAAGGCAUUACCUUUCCAAACAUGUGUGUAGAACAGAAUUUGGCAGGGCAUUGAUUCCGAGCGAAUACUGUGACAGUGAUAUUGAUACUUUUACGCCAAUAUCCGUUCUGCUACCCUCCAUAAAAGGACCAGGACUUUGUUCGUAUGGACUGCUUGAAUUUCUGUUUCGUACACAGAAUGAAUUUUUAACGAAUAUACGGAUGCUUUGUAAGAGAGAAGAUAUUGUCAGCGAGAUAUUACCGAAAGCUGUUUCAACCAGCAAUCUUAUCUCUUUUGACACGGACAAAGACAUUCUUCCAAUUAUUUUUGCUAAUUGCCACAUGACUACUAGAUUUGGUCACCGUUCCAUAACGCAAUACGAUUUCAAGAGAAUUUGUCAUCAGCUCCUCGACAGACAUUUCAUGUCAAAGUCAAAUAUUUUGCUGGAAAGAAAUCUUCAGAUUGAAACAAUGGUGUACAUAACUGAGCUUACAACAGACAGCAAGUUUGAGAAUUUGUUGAACAAGAUUCCUCAGGUUUCUCUUACAACUGAGACAAAGAACGCGAUAAUCGAGGAGUGUACUAACCUUCCAGAGCUCUGUACAUCCAUCGACAACUUGAAUAUUGCCGUUAAGUUUCUACAAGCAAUCGGUGGCAGCACAGAAAGUUUUCUUGACACCUUUAUGACUAAAACCCUUCGAAUGGAACAUGCUUUAUCAAACCAAACGGCGAGACGGACUUGCAUGCUGAAACACACGCGUGCCCUCUGGCUUUUGUUGACAUUACAGAAGUCUAAGCUGAUGAUCGAUUCCCAUUGCAGCUCCAAGGAUGUAUUUGAGAACCUAGAUGACAUUUACUUUAACGAAAUCGAUGAUGGAACGAAAGACUGUAUACGAAAAAUGUCGGGAGAGGAUCGAGAAAAUGUCUUGGAUGUUCUUCAUGCAUUUAUGAUUUUGAAACUUGUCAUUGUUGAAGACCAAGACAGUGAAGAGUUCAGCGAUCUUUCAGUUACCAGCCUGCGAGACAGCCUAAGCGCAUAUGCAGAAACAACAUACUGUUCCAUAGAAGAAAAAACAGAAGCUAGCCAACGUGAUUCAAUCGCUUCCAUUCAAAUGUUACCAGACAAUGUCAAGAACUGCCAAAGUGUUGAUAUCUGGGUAUUUACAUAUAAACACCAAAGGCAAACUAGUUAUAUUAGAACCAGACGAGGCCGCUUACACUACUAACCUGAAUGGAGAAUAGUCCAUUCAGUUCAGUACUGAUUUUGAGCGCUAUUGUAAUUACCAAAAUUAAUCAUGUCACCUGCAGUUUAUAAAACGUGACGAUAUUAUGUAUAAACACUUGAAAUGGAUAAUGCUUUCCCAGUGAGACUAUAUAGUUUGUUAUUGCAUAAGUUGCAUUGUAAGCCAGGAACUUUCUUAACAAUGGUAAGUGUUUGGAAUCGUCUGGUGUGAAUUGUCGAAGCAUUGAAUAUUCCCAAUCACAGCCACUUGACCACUAAUGUACUUUUGUAUCCACAUUUGACAUGCAUUUGGUUUUUAUAUACGUUAAUGGAGUAAGCAUUCGUUUAGUAUGUUGCACUGUGUGAAAUGUAAAUACAUACUAUAAUAAUUUUGAUUUUUUUAGUGUUAAAUGUUGUUUACUACACGUAGUGUUUCAGAAGUAUUUAGAUAUGCUUGAGUU
Molecule: messenger RNA, 4782 nt
Organism: Mya arenaria
Lineage: Eukaryota; Metazoa; Mollusca; Bivalvia; Myida; Myidae
Product: E3 ubiquitin-protein ligase RNF213-like
Exons: 30
Coding region: 9-4325 (1438 amino acids)
Source: RefSeq, a predicted model, not a curated record